AUGACGCAGGAUCACAAGAAGCACACCUUCCCCCAAUUCGACGUCGUUUCGGAUUUCUCAGAUCAUCACUAUCUAUAUCAUAAUUCGGCUCCGUCGAAGCUGAAAGCGGGGAAUUCCUGCUUCAAGGUGAUCAGUAAGGAGUGGCGGAUCCUCCAGGAGAAUCUACCCGAAUCCAUUUUCGUUCGGGUCUCCGAGACCCGCUUCGAUUUACUCCGUGCCGCCAUCGUCGGUGCCGCCGGCACACCCUACCAUGACGGUGUGUUUGUCUUCGACAUCGCCGUCAUGGCCACUUACCCUGAAGAACCUCCCAAGGUUCAUUACCGCUCAUACGGUCACCGGAUUAACCCGAAUCUCUACAGCGACGGCAGCGUCUGCCUGAGCCUCCUCAACACAUGGAUGGGCCGCCGGAGUGAGCGGUGGAACCCGAAACAGUCGACAUUAUUGCAGGUGCUGCUAUCUCUCCAAAGUCUCGUCCUCAACGAAAAACCCUACUUCAACGAGCCUGGAAGAAAAUACUUUGGGACUGAAAAAUCGUCGGAGUAUUACAAUCAGGAAGCGUUCUUUGUCACCUGUACUACCACUCUCAACUUGAUUCGGAAUCCUCCGAGGAACUUCGAACCCUUGAUUAACCACCAUUUUCGCGAGCGAGCAAAUGCGAUUCUGGCGGCGUGUGAGGCGUACGUGAACGGGCGCGUGGCGGCCGGGCUUUACGGCUGUGACGAGUCGGCUCCGCCGAGGUUUGAAAUCCGGAGGCAGUUUCAGCUGGAUAUGGAAUAUGUGUAUCCUCAGCUCGUUGCAGAGUUCCGACGGAUAGGGGCUACUGUGCCGCUCGCCAACCAACAUUUGUGUGUGAUACGGAACCCGCCGAUAAUUUUGGACAAGCGAAAGAGGGAAGGAGUUUUCAAGAAGUUGAUUGGGAAGAUAAAAAAUGUUUUGGGAUUGAAGAAGAACAGAAGUGAGAAAAAGGCAAGUUUUGAAGAAUAAAUUUGUUAGUUAGUUAAUCUCUUUUUCCCCUGCUAUAAUCAAUCAAUUUUUGCUUCGAGGAUGCAAUUUUUUUUUCGUAGAGAUUUUUGUUUUUGCCCACAUUCUGGAGAUAUUUUUUUGAUAGCACUGGGUUCCCAGGUAUGACAUGCAUUACUUGAAUUAGGUUUCACUUGAGCAGCAACCAAAUGAAACCCAUAUCAGAUCUUAUUUAACGAGGAAUUUGAGUGUUUCAAUAAAAACUGGACACGAUUACCUUAAAACCAAAACAUUACAAGCAAGAAACCAAAAUCAAAGCAAAAACUACCUGAGGAACUUCCUUCAUCAUCGUUCACGGCCUAUUGGAUAAGUAGGAGGAGGUGAUCAAGGAUACAAA
Neltuma alba is the source of this 1357-nucleotide messenger RNA. RefSeq names its product putative ubiquitin-conjugating enzyme E2 38. The coding region runs from base 1 to 984 and encodes 327 amino acids. Gene Ontology annotation, molecular function: ubiquitin conjugating enzyme activity. The record is from RefSeq and is a predicted model, not a curated record. The transcript has a single exon. NCBI's taxonomy places the organism in Eukaryota, Viridiplantae, Streptophyta, Magnoliopsida, Fabales, Fabaceae.